CGCAGCCGCAGUAGGAGGCGGCGGGGCAGGGCCUCGUUUGCGCUCGCGCAGAUUCCCAAGGGCGAGGCAACAGCCUUCCCUGCGCCGCGCGCGACGCCGCGGCUCGGCCCUGGUGGAGCGCGAGGGACGCUCCCUGGCGCGCACGCGCUGGGAGCCGGUGGUGCACGCGCGAGCCACCUUCGCUCUGUCCCGGGGGUGAGAGCGAGGCGCGCGUGCCCCGCGCGAGGGGAAGCCGUAGCGGCGCGCCCGGAGGGAAGCGGAGCGGGCGGCGGGGGCAUGUUCGUGGCGCGCAGCAUCGCGGCCGAUCACCGCGACCUCAUCCACGAUGUCUCCUUCGACUUCCACGGGCGGCGCAUGGCGACCUGCUCCAGCGACCAGAGCGUCAAGGUUUGGGACAAAAGUGAAAAUGGGGAUUGGCAUUGUACUGCCAGCUGGAAGACACACAGUGGGUCCGUGUGGCGUGUGACAUGGGCUCAUCCUGAGUUUGGACAGGUCCUGGCUUCCUGCUCUUUUGACAGAACUGCUGUAGUGUGGGAAGAGAUAGUGGGAGAGUCGAAUGAUAAACUUCGAGGGCAGAGUCACUGGGUAAAAAGGACCACUCUGGUAGACAGUAGGACAUCUGUUACAGAUGUGAAGUUUGCUCCCAAGCAUAUGGGUCUUAUGUUAGCAACCUGUUCGGCAGAUGGAGUAGUGAGGAUAUAUGAAGCUCCAGAUGUUAUGAAUCUCAGUCAGUGGUCACUGCAGCAUGAAAUCUCAUGUAAGCUAAGCUGCAGUUGCAUUUCUUGGAAUCCAUCAAGCUCUCGAGCUCAUUCUCCGAUGAUAGCUGUAGGAAGUGAUGACAACAGUCCAAAUAUACUGGCUAAGGUUCAGAUUUAUGAAUACAAUGAAAACACCAGGAAGUAUGCAAAAGCAGAAACUCUUAUGACAGUCACUGAUCCUGUACAUGAUAUUGCAUUUGCUCCAAACCUGGGAAGAUCCUUCCAUAUUUUAGCUGUAGCUACCAAAGAUGUACGAAUUUUCACACUGAAACCUCUAAGGAAAGAAUUGACUUCUUCUGGAGGACUAACAAAAUUUGAAAUUCAGAUAGUAGCUCAGUUUGAUAAUCACAAUUCCCAGGUCUGGCGAGUGAGUUGGAACAUUACAGGCACAGUGCUUGCAUCAUCUGGUGAUGAUGGCUGUGUUAGACUAUGGAAAGCUAAUUACAUGGACAACUGGAAGUGUACUGGUAUACUGAAAGGUAACGGGAGUCCAGUCAAUGGUAGUGCUCAGCAGGGAAUGUUUAAUGCUUCUCUAGGUUCAGCCAAUACAAGCCUACAGAAUUCAUUAAAUGGAUCAGCUGUUGGCAGGUGGCCUGGCUCCACAACCCAAGCCUUGGCUCCCGCGAUGUUGUCCAGGAGGCCCAGCUCAGAAGCUCCUUCCCUUGUGUGUACGAGGGAAGGGGGAAGCUUGUAGCCGGCUUCAGCGGGUUAUCUCCCUGAUUUCCCAAGUGUCGGCUGCUACUCUGCUAUCCUGGCAGCCCAGCUGGCCAGCCUAUGCUUCUGGCUCCUCAUUCUCUUGGCUGUAAGCUGAACUCCAGCUCUGGCCCUCAAUGGAACAGUGCAGGGAUCAUGCACUAUAAUCUAAUUAACUCUCCUUUGUGGGGAAAGCUAGAGAGCCAAGAGGCAGCUGCAGACCAAAUCCCAGGAGGACAGGAAGACAAAAGUCAGCUGGUUGCAGCAAAAAUGUUGAACUCGAUAUCAUCUUGCAAAAAUGCUGUAUUCUACAGCUGUGGAAUUGUAGACUCCACAGGGCCCUGACUGUGAUGGAUGGGACAGUUUACACCUCUUAGAGCUAUUGUUUCAGGCUCUCAGCAGACUCAGGCAGCCACCACUUCAUUGAUGUAUGUUUCCAAGGUUAUCUCCACAAUUCUAAGGACUAGAAACAUACUUUAAAAAAAAAAAGAGAGAAAUGUAAGAUUCUUGUUCACAAUUCUGCAGCUGGGGUGAAUUCCACUGUGAAGUCUACGGCCAUGGAAUCUCUGACUAUACUGGGUCCUGUCCUUUAUGAUAGAGCCUUACUGUGUGAGAAAGUAUUUAUCUACCUAUUUUGCUUUGUGAUUACAUUGGGUUGAAAAUUAGUGUAAAAGUCAUAGCUAUAAUGUGCUUUAGUGGAUUUUAAGUUUAAAACAAAGCAUAUAUUAACUACUGACCAAAUUGGAUUGGACUACCAUUAGAUUGCUUUUAGGCUGUCUCUAGGCCCUGAUUUUCAAUGCAUUGUACAUUUAAGCAGCUAAGGGACAGUUAAACUAUAAUAAGAUUUCAAUCUUUGGAAAAUCAAAUUUAUCAGAAUAAGUGCAUCAUACCACUUAUGUUUUCCAAAUUGUGGGUUAGUGAUAAAAAUAGUUUUGGAAUAAUUGAAACAUGAAAAUAAAUAACUAGAAACACUCAGUAGUGCUGUGUUCUUAUUGUGCUGAUAACCACGUGUGCCUAGAAUUGUGAUGCAUUUUCCCUUCUCCAUUUGUAUUAUGUCCUUUUUAACAGAAAACAGAGCUGAUAUCAACCUAACUGGAGUAACUUUGCUGUUUUGCUGCUUGUUGCAUGCACACAGGAAUGGAAAGAGAACUUCUUUUUCCCCUCCCCAACGCCGUUUGACCUCUCCCAAGACACCAGCAGCUUGAUAACUACUAAACGCAAUUCAAAAGGCCUUUUAAAAAAUACACUGUUUAACUUUUUGUACUAGCCAUUGCAGUUUGACACUGUUUGAACUUCUGAAAGAAAGAUAACUGGAGAGGGUUCUUGUUGAGACAGAUUUCCACCAAAAUAGGUUCUCUUCCUCCCCCCCAGAAAGCUCAUGAAACUAAUGGACUAGUAUAUUGGUUAAGAGGAUUCGUUGUCCUUAGCUGGGGUUUGAGGAGGGAAAUGACUGCUUAAUGACCAUUAAAGUCCGUUAAUUUUCAUUAAAAUUGUUUUGAGUGUUGAUUUGUUUUCCAUUUUGUAAUGUUCAAAUAUAUAAUUGAUUCCUAAACAUUACAGCUUUGUAAUUACUUCGUAAUAUACUGAAACUGUUAAUCUUAAAGGAAUAAGAGAACAGUGUGUGAUUUGACAACUGUUCAGAUAAUAGCUUAACUUAGUGUGGUGUUACAAAACAUUUCUUUGAAAUGAAGCAAGUGCUGUCAUUCUUUCUUCAGGCUCACUAAAAAUACUUUUUUCUGAUACGUGCUUGUAUGUUCCUGUGGUGUAAUUCCACAGAGUAGUUAUGAUUAUCUCUGAGCACAACAUUCUGGAAUUUACAGUAAUCUAGAAGACACACAAAUUCAGAUUAACAUGCAUUUUUAAAUAUGGAUUGUCCCAGGAUUUUAUUAAUUACUUGGCCAUGCCAUUCUGUAAAUAUUCUCAGAGCAAAAAAUAAGACAGAUAAUGUCUACAAAUAUUUUAAUAGUUCUCUAAAAUGCAUAAAUGUUACGGGUAAGUCAUAAUAGAAGUUGGCAAAACAAUUAUAUGAAAUGGCAUACUCUGAGCAUUGUGUUGAUCAGAAAUCUUAAACUUGUUCUGAGGUUUCUGCAGAAAUAUGUAAAUACAUACAAAGAUUGUAUUUAAUUGAAAAGAGUAGUUCUUCCUUGUAAAUGUAUAUUGUGAUAUCUAAGUAUUAUAAAAAGAAUCUCAUGUUUUUACAUCUGUUCUAGACACUUGCAGUAAAAUUGAUCUGAGUUGGAUGCAAAUGCAGCAUAUGUACUUGCAUAAUAUUUAAUGUCUGGUGUUGCAAAUGAAAUAUUAUUAAAGUCUGUUAAUAAGUUGCAUGAAAUUCUAGGAGAACUGUGUGCAUCAAAGAUGUUGAUAGCUGUGUUAGAAAAUCCUUUUAAUUUACAAAGUAACUUGUUUCUUUGUAAAAUGCAUAUUAGGAAUGUAUUUACAAUCUUCUUUUUUAUGAGGCUUUCAGUGGAAAAGAGUAUACUUCUUUUCCUUAAAGAACAGUUUCCAGACUUGUUCAAUCAAUCUUGUUUUGAAUGAGGGCCUUGAUUUCUGUUGUUAUGUUUCAUUGGUUUUGGCAUGGAUAUACUGAAGCUUUUUUUUUUUUUUCCAGCAUGUCUUUUCUCCCCUUUGGUUCUCCUUGUAUUUACUACUUUUCUCUUUUUUUUCUUCUGUUUCUUUUUUGUUUUUUGUUUUGGUGUUUUGUUCCUGUCUCAAUUGUUUCAGGUAUUUCUUUCCCCCUCUGGAUUCCCCACGGGCUGGAUCGAGAUGGUCCAGUUAUGCCCAGCUCCUACCACCUCCUCUGAUAGAGCACUCUUGCGAUGCUGACACUGCCAACCUCCAGUAUCCUCACCCAAGCAGACGAUAUAUCUCUCAGCCUCUUAACCUUUUACCUGAGAACGAAGGGGUUUAAUAUACAUAUUUAAAAUAAAUCCUAAAGGGCCUUAUUCAGAUGCUUAUAAAUGCUUCAGUUUUUGGCUGCUUUCAUUUUUCACUUUUCCUCCAAAAGAUUUUCAAAAAUCAGAGCUUUCUUGCAUGUUUUGCAAACACCACGGUAUUUGGAACCUAAUGUUUGUGCUUGUGCAUCAAAGGGAUAUUAGCUCUGUUGUUUUGUACCCUUUGAUGAACUAUGACUACACACAAGCAGCAUUAACUGUGAGCUAUAUGUGUGUGUAUAUAUAUAGAGAGAGAGCGAGCGAGAGUAGCUGACUUUAAAGUGCCUAUCUAAUAGUUGAGGGGUUUUUGUACUCUGUUUAUUGUGGUGGUGAGUUUGUUAUAAAAUAUAUCACAUUGAUAAAUGUGUCAUCGAAGUUCAACAUGCCCUCAAGAAACUGUUCUAGUGUUUUAAAAGAUAAUUGGAAUUGACAUCUAAAACAAAAGAAAAUAUUCCUGUAUAUACUACAAUAGAAGUUUAAUUAGGCGUGUGUGUGUUCACUUAGAAUUUUCAACCUCAUUGCAUAAAAUAAAUUUUUAAAAUUUUAUAAUUAGGUAGAUCAAUUAAACUUAUUUUAAAAGCUU
Molecule: messenger RNA, 4964 nt
Organism: Dermochelys coriacea (leatherback sea turtle)
Lineage: Eukaryota; Metazoa; Chordata; Testudines; Dermochelyidae
Gene: SEH1L
Product: SEH1 like nucleoporin
Exons: 9
Coding region: 277-1452 (391 amino acids)
Biological process (GO): cellular response to amino acid starvation; positive regulation of TORC1 signaling
Cellular component (GO): Seh1-associated complex; nuclear pore outer ring
Molecular function (GO): protein binding; structural molecule activity
Source: RefSeq, a predicted model, not a curated record